GUGAUUCAAAACUAGUUUCGUUUCGUUUCGCUUUGCCGGUAGCGUUGGUCUUUCUGAGAGUAAGGUUGUGAAUAAUUAAUCAACCUUGUGUUUCUGAUUCAGAAUGUUGCAAAGAUGGAGCAAAGCGAUUACUCCAAUCUCCAAGUUUGGAUCUCAGAGUUGUUUGAAAUCUGUUUGUUGUGGAACGCGCCUGAGCUACGCCACGGUUGCACCCGCGGCCGCGCCAACGGUGGAGGACAAACCUGAACCCGUGGUUAACCUAGACAAAAUGUUUUGGUCUAAGCCCUGUUCGCUGGCCCUGGCUCCUGAUUCGCCGCGGAAAGUUCAUGAGCCAAAUUACCAGGGCAUCAAGCGUUUCAUGCUCACACUGAUGAUGUUUUAUAGUAAGCAGAGCAAGUCAAUUCGAGGGGCUAAUGUUGUAUACCGAAGAAUCAUUUCACAAGUUGAUAAACCUCCCAUUUAUGAAGUGUUUAACUUGGAGAAAACAUUCAAAACAACAUUUUCUUUACUUGUACUUCAUAUGUGGUUAUGUUUGCGGCGCUUGAAACAAGAGGGAAAGGAGGGCGUUGAAUUUGGGCAGUACCUUUAUGAGAUUUACAAUCACGAUGUGGAGCUAAGGGUGUCCAAAGCUGGAGUUAACCUACUAUUGACUAAGUGGAUGAAGGAGCUCGAGAAGAUUUUUUAUGGUAACAUCAUUGCAUAUGAUGCUGCCAUGCUUCCAGAAGCUAAACCGGGUGAUUUCUCAAAUGUUAUAUGGAGAAAUAUAUUCUCUGAUGAUGGUUCUUCAACACCAGAAGAUGCUGCAUCUCAGUCAGUGCAGGCAUUGGCCAGGUAUGCUCACCGGGAAGCAAGUUGCAUGACUUUAACAGAUAAAGAAGCACUGUUUUCAGGGAAUUUCAUGUUUACCUCUUUGAAGCACGUGAACAGAAGUGGAAAGGGGCGCCAAUGAUUAAGUAAUGAUUUCAAAUUUUUUGAUUAAUCAAAUCAAAAUUACAUUAUGGCGUUCUUAAUUUUUUUACAAAAAAUUGUUAAAUAAUUAUGGCAAAAGUUUGUAUACAGAGGCUUUAUACUUGAUUAGCUUGGUGUCGAGAAACAAGAAUUUCCAUAUUCAUGCUCUGUAAAACUAGUAAAGAA
Gastrolobium bilobum is the source of this 1134-nucleotide messenger RNA. RefSeq lists its product as uncharacterized. The record is from RefSeq and is a predicted model, not a curated record. The coding region runs from base 104 to 949 and encodes 281 amino acids. Gene Ontology annotation, biological process: mitochondrial respiratory chain complex III assembly. The transcript is spliced from 8 exons. NCBI's taxonomy places the organism in Eukaryota, Viridiplantae, Streptophyta, Magnoliopsida, Fabales, Fabaceae. Gene Ontology annotation, cellular component: mitochondrion.